This is a messenger RNA of Spirometra erinaceieuropaei, 5076 nucleotides long. Lineage: Eukaryota; Metazoa; Platyhelminthes; Cestoda; Diphyllobothriidea; Diphyllobothriidae. The record is from the annotation of a GenBank genome assembly.
AUGUCGCCUGUCGCUUUUGCUGUCAUCCGACUUGGAAGUAACUCCUCUAUCUUGUUAAGAAUAACUUAUAAAUAAGAUGUUCCUUCAAUCUUUGUGGCGCUGCGAGCAAUCUGUCUGCUCUGCUCUGGUGGUAGUGGUGAUGAGGAUGAUGAUGAUGAUGAUGAUGGUGGUGGUGGUGGUGGUGGUGGUGGUGGUGGUGGUAAUUAACGCGCUAAGUGCUAAUUAACGCGAGUCCAAUUGCUCCACGAACAGUACUCCUGAUAUUCAUAAUUUCAUUUUCCUCUCUUCUCCCAUCACUGGGAAUAAAUUUCUGUAAAAAUUUGUAUGACCGCUGCACACAUAAAACCCAGUCGGUGCAUAUAAAAACGCCCAAAGGACAACAAAAUGCAGAUUCCAAAAUGAAGCUUAUCAAUUUACGAAUUGGAAUAUAUACCAGAAAAGCACAGAGGAAAGCUGGGGGACCCACUGAUGAGCCGAACUUUUCGCAGCUGUAUCAUGCAGCAGCAGAAUCUCGGCGAAACAUUUGUCUGGGCUUUUAGCUGGCACAUGUGCUGUCAAUUACGGUGUAUCAUGCUACCAGUCAAACGCAGCAUCAAACGACCAAACUAUGCCUUGAAUUCCUUAAUCAAGUUUGCACUGAAUAUGUGCCGUUUUCUUGCAACGCAUUUAAUUUUCAUGUACGGCGUUCGAAGACCCAAGCCAACUAUUUCCCUCAAGUAACUGAAGUACAUUAUCUGUGAAAGUUAUAUGAAAUGCGUGUUAAGCUAACUAAGCGUCAGACUACUCGCCAAACCAGCCAGGAAAAUCGAGACACGUUUGAGCAAACCUGACCGCCGAGGAAGCCAACAAAGCUCAGACGGAAUUUCCAUCAUUCCCAUGGAUAACAGUUUUCAGCCCACAUGCGUCGACGAAAAAGCAGUCCAGUUGGCAGGUGAAGGAUUACAGAAAAUUCAGAAUAUGAGUUAGUCAGAGACCAAAUGAGGACGGUGGCAUUUCUGGUUUUGCGGCAGGGCUAUUAUAGGCGAGGAUUAAUCCCGAAGUUCGGCAUAUAAGCUAAGAUACGUUGGGCUCUGCGAGACAUCGAAAAACUAUGUGAAAGGAACUGAUCCCACCGUUACAUAAUCAUAUAGAAGUCUGCUUUCAGAUAUGCAUCUAAAUGAAAAAAAGGACGAGUAACUCAAAAACCACGCAUUUUGGUCUCAAGUCACCUUUAAACGAAAACGAAAACGGUUGACUGCUUCAUUAGAGUAGUUGAGACACCUCCAUUUUCUAGAUGGGUGUCUCGCUGACCAGGAUUUCGUAUUUAAGUUCCAAUGCAUUCCAGGUCGACAUAAAUCCACCGUCCAGGCUCACUCUCAGCACCCUCUCAUGUGGAACCAAAAGCACACAGUUAUGAACAGUCGACAGGGCUCGAUGGGGAGUAGAGUCACGGUGCUGCAUCUACCACAGAAAGUUUGGACACAUUUCAGUGUAGCAAAAUAUCUGCGAAAAAUCGUGGUAUUCCAGUUUGAUAAGCUACACCGCAGUUAAACUUACAGUUGAUUGCAAUAAGGUACAAAUUUGGUGAAUUUAAUUAUCGUUGAGUUCCAAGAAUAUGCGCCUUUCUAUAUCUUCCUCAUCAUUUGUUUAAAAUGACUAAGUCUAAAAAAAACAAUGGAAACGCUUAAUUGAACACUGUAUCUCCCCUUCUUAACUUGCUUUUUAUGGGAGAGCAUGGUUAUCAUGACGUUAGUUAAACGAAGCAGGCAUACUUUAGAGCAAAAGGUACAAAGUUACUAGUCAGUGAGGAAUAAGAGUCACCAUGGCGGAAAUCUAGAAGAGGGAAGACAGUUCCAGAUUCAACACUAUAUUUGCAUAAAAAAAGUUGAAAAGAAGUAAGCUGUUUAAUUGAUCUUGGUAAAAACUUUCUAGUCGGACGCAUUGCAGUGGUAGUUGAUGUCCCAGAUGUCCUCAGUCAUCAGCCUCUAUCAUGAUUCAUUCCCGCGUCUCCCUCAUCCACAACUCCUCACCUCUACCUCCCAUUGUCUGUUCGCGCCGUCCACUCGGCCAUCAACAUAUGACUAUGCGAUAUUCAUAACAACGGAAAACACUGAUUUGAAUGGGCAGGCGGAGCAAGGUACGCGAGGUCUAGAUGUGAAAUUGUUAGGCCCCCAAACCGUAGUGAGCCACGUCUUUUUCAAACCUUCAAAACUUUGAUGGCCUUGUGACCAUUGCAUGCGCAAGGGUCCGUUAACUGUACAUAUAUUUGUCGCCAGUUGGCACCUAGUCUGAGCAAUCUGCUUCCAUUCAUUUUUUAUCUACCUUUUCUCCCCUCUUCAUUAUCAGGUGUCUUAGACGCUGUGAGUUUUUCAAAGGUCGACAUCGAUGGUCUUUUACGAGCUGUCAGUCUUGGCACAUAGCAUCGUCCUCAGGCAACCACCAGUCCAUAAAACACAUGCAUUCUGCCCGGCGGGGUGGGGUUAGUAGUGUAGGACGUUUGACUUACUAGCAAAGUUUAAUGGCGUGAACAGACAUGACGAAGAUUUGCGGAGUUCCAAACACACGUGUGUAAUGUGCCGACCGUGAGAGGAAUUGAGUACACCCAUGUCAGCUCCUAACUCCUCCGCAAGCACAACAGCUCGUUGUCUAUGAGCAGUUGCACGAUUACAAAACAAAUAUUUUAACUUUGGCUAAUGAGGACAAGGAAACAAGGAGUGAAAAUCGUUCAUUUUUUGGCUCAUUCUUCCUUCCCCGCCCCAUCCCUUCCCUUGAAUAUGAAUCAGGGCUUUACUCCAAGUUGCGGUAAAAAAUGAAAAUGUACUAGGUCUCUCGUGAACUAAAAGCUCGUAAGUUUGCACGUUCUUUGUGGGAGGUUGUGGGAGGGGACAAGCAGAAGAAGAAGAAGAAGAAGAAGAAGAAGAAGAAGAAGAAGAAGAAGAAGAAGAAGAAGAAGAAGAAGAAGAAGAAGAAGAAGAAGAAGAAGAAGAAGAAGAAGAAGAAGAAGAAGAAGAAGAAGAAGAAGAAGAAGAAGCGUAUGUACGAGUUCAUGGGGCGAAAACCACCCGAUGGUCAGUUAAUCUUAAUAAUACUAAAACAUACACUUGGGAGCACAACAGAGUAUUAAGCCGUUAAAAGGAACCCGCAACAGUAGAGAAUAACUACGAAUAAAGAGCCAAGAUAAUUUCAAGUGCACAGGAUGGACAUGUAAACUAGAAUCGCCUCACAUCCUGCUGACACACCCUGAGGUAAAGCUCAUCGUUUACAUUCCUGAACUCUAGACUGAGGAAGCUUGUGGCAUGACGCAUACUGUGGCUUAAAACAGCACAGAGGACUAGUUAGGGCGGAUAAAACGGGCCAACAAUAUGGCCUGCUUGUUGGCAAAAUAUGGCCGUGUCGUUUUGAUUUGGGGCUCUAGUCUAUAGCCCUCGCCAGUAGUUAGACGAUGACGCGUGGUCGAAAACGCAAAAGUACUAUUGAAAAAAGGCAAUGGAGAUGGAAAUUUCCACUUAUUGUUUAUCAGUCGCCGUUGGCUAGUGCUACUUCAGCCCCAAAGUUUUGAAAAACUGAGGUUUUUCGUUGAACACCAAGCUUAACGUCUGCGGUUAGAAAUUGUUGGAGAUUUUUUGAACCAACGGGAAUCUUAGGAACAUUUGGAUACUACUCAAGACUUUGUCGAAUUUCAGCACUUUGAUUCUUUACUGGAAAUAACCAUUUGGACCAAACCGAAGUGCUUCCUACCAGGACGAAUUCUGAGCUUCGCAAAGAGUGAGAAAAUCCCCGCAUUCAUAGGGGAAUUUAAACAUGUUGGUGAGAUAAGUAACAUAAAUUACUGUACCCCACUAGGCUCCGCCCCGCGGUACCAGCAUUCGUGGUCACGUUUACCGUCUCACCAAACCGAAAUUCACUUUUCGUGCCUAUUGGUCAAGAAAAAACUCGUUUAUUGCUGAUGCACGGCUUGUGAAAGUGACCACUUUUUGUUACAAAAGCUUUCGACUAGAAAGGUCGGAAAGAGCAAAAUCUCGUCGCUGUACUGCACGGGUAAAGUGAAUUUCCCGAUACUUUCCAUCCCAAAAUGCCCUUAUGCAUUGAAAGAGAAUGGAACAAUCAUAGCAGGCCAAGAUGAUGCUAAUCACAAUUUGUGAUUUCUUAAAAAAACCAAAAAGAAGGCUUUGGAUAGCCGGUUGGUAGGCUCUCUUGUCCAUGUUUACGACAUGGCAACUCCAUCGUAAUUGAAUUUGCCUCAGUAUGGCGUGGAUGUUGUGGAUUCCGGUUCUUUCUAGGACACCCGUGUCUGCUAUUCUACCUGCUCACCUCAGCUUCAGUAUUUUUCGGUGGCGGCCAGGGUGGAAAUGGUUUAAUUUCCUAGCUCAGUUAUCGUAAACAGUUCAUGUCUCCAACCUGUACACCAGUUUUGUGAUGAGUGGGAGUCCACUACAAUUCCACACUGAGUCCUGCAGCCGGUCGAAGACCUGGCUGGCUUUGGAGAUCUGAUUGGUGACUUCAUCAUUAAUCUUGGCAUUUCUGUGCUGUGGGGCACACGGUCGACAUCGCCGGGCACGGCGGUCGAACUCUUGUGUUUGCUACCACAAGCUGAGCUCCAUUGACGUAGAUAUGGGAUUCAUCAUAAUCCACAUUUGGCGCUAGCUACUGCAUGACCACUCUUUCCCCGUGCUCAUUGUCAGUACAAAGUUGGAACAGCCGGAAGCAAAGGGAUCCACACUCUGUUGCAUGUCCUCUUCAGUGGUGAUCCUUAGCAUGCAGUCAUCCGUGAACCAUAAGUCGAGGACUCAGACGACGGAUGUUGAAUAGUUUUCCGUCGGUUCGAGAGAUGAUGCCGAUCCCUGACCACUCUGGACGAUAGAAGUUUAUCAGCAUAAAGGAGAAUAAGAUACCUGAUGGGGUGGGAACGAGGACGCAGGCGUGCUUCACCCCAUUGGUUGCCGCAAACGCUUCAUAUAGUACCCCGUCGUCCGUGAGGUGAGUCAUCAUCCUAUCGUGAACUGGACGCCCCAUUUGUGCAAAGUUCCCCGGAUAUCCAUAUUUUUGCAACGUUUUCCAGAGGCCACCGCGGCUGACUCUGUCGAAGAUCAUUGUUAA